Messenger RNA from Trichomonas vaginalis G3, 1458 nucleotides. RefSeq lists its product as uncharacterized. Lineage: Eukaryota; Parabasalia; Trichomonadida; Trichomonadidae. Bases 1 to 1458 code for a protein of 485 amino acids. The record is from RefSeq and is a predicted model, not a curated record. The transcript has a single exon.
AUGAGUACGUACCAUAUUCCACGAGGAAAGCGCAUUAGACCACGAAUUCCCCGUGAAGACCUUCUUGAAAUGACUGCUAACGAAUUAAAACAGAAAGGUGCAGAACAACAUUCCCAGGCAAAUCUUUUAAUGGAGAUAGCUGAUGAAUUAUAUUCAAAUGAUGAUCCUCACUUCGCACAAAUUAAAGGUAAACCAUCAAUUCGUCAAAAUGAAGCUUGGAGCCGUGCAUAUUCACUUGUUACUAACUUUCUUCACGAAUUUGAAAUGAAAUUUACGAUCGAGACAUUAGAUAUUGAACUAGAAAAGUCUGUUAAUUACAAGCAUAACAAUGCAGUAGAUCAUGAUUCCGCUUUUGACGAAAUUAUUGAAAUUGCUCAUGCAAAGCGUCCAUCAUUUAAGGACAGAGUCAAAAAAUGGAAAGGUGAAGAUGAAAAAGAGGUUUCCAAGACUAAAUUUAUACGCCCUACAAUGAAAGAUUUGAAAUCAAAUCAAACACCUCACGUAACAAUGCAAAAGCAGCCUCAACCAGAACCCAAGCCUGUUGCAUCGCAACCAGCAAAGCAACAAGCACCACCUCCUAAAAAGGAAGAAAAUCUUUCAUUAUUUGCAGCAGCUAAGAAGAUUCCUGAAAAGAUAGAGAAGAAAGUAAAAGAAGAAAGUUCAGAAGACUGGGAUGAUGAUAUUGAAAUUGAAGAAGAAAUACCAAAAGCUGUUGUUACAAAACCAGAAUCUCCAAAACCACAGCCUGUGAAGAAGGAAGAGCCAAAACAACAACCAAUUACCAAACCAGAACCUGUUAAGCAAGAACCUCCCAAGCCACAACCAGUUAAACAAGAGCCUCCAAAACAAAUUCAGCAAUCACCUGUUAGACAAGCACCACCUAAGCCGCAACCAUCUAAGAGCGAUGACUCUGAUACCAAUCCAUCAAUGCUUGUUCCGAUUCAGGAAGAACCUGACGAAGAAUCCGUUAAUUGGGAUGAUUCAUUUGAAAAAUCCGAACCGGAACAAAAUAUUCCUCUUACAAAGCAAUCCGGUAAUUCAAUCAAUAGAAAUACUAUAAUAGCUGCAAAGAAUAAAGAAUUGGAAACAAUUCAAGAAUCAUCAAGUGAAAAACCAGAAGAACAUAUCGAAGAACCAUCAAAUGAUUUUGUAGUUGAAGAUGAUGAUGAUUCAGUUGAGUUCCACAGCUCAGAUGACGAUGUUUUCACAGAUACUUCAAAAUCAAACAUAACAAGUACAAUUCAAAGCAGCUUUAUCGAUGAAUCUUCUAAAAUUGAAGUACAACAGAAGUCAAACAUAACAAAUAAAGAUUCUUUCAUUGAUGAAUCUUCCAAAGUUGAUGUAGUUCAGAAAUCGGUAUCUGAUGAAAUUAUUGACAUUGAAGACUCAUCUAAAGCUGAAGUAAUUCAAGAUUCUGGAAGUGAUUUCCUCACAAUUGAAGAUGAUUCUGAUAAUUAA